Messenger RNA from Neurospora hispaniola, 1413 nucleotides. Its product is annotated as kinase phosphorylation protein-domain-containing protein. The transcript has a single exon. The coding region runs from base 137 to 931 and encodes 264 amino acids. NCBI's taxonomy places the organism in Eukaryota, Fungi, Ascomycota, Sordariomycetes, Sordariales, Sordariaceae. The record is from RefSeq and is a predicted model, not a curated record.
CACUUCUUCACUCAACACAUCAACUUACCACCGACUGCCGACGGGACGCAACUCAAACAAGCCACCAAAGAACGAAUACAAUCAGAAUACAAAAUCACGAAGUCUAUCAAGAAACUCAUUUGCGAUAGAAUCUCCCAUGGAUCUUCUUUCGACCGUCCGCAAGUCGGGGUCGCGAGGCGGCGUCAACUUCAGCUGGGACGAUGUCGCCAACUCAGCACACCGCGAGAACUAUCUCGGUCAUAGUCUGAAGGCUCCAGUUGGUCGCUGGGCCAAAGGGCGGGAUCUCAACUGGUACGCCAAGGCAGAACCCUCGGCCGCGAACGCCGGAGAGACGGAGGAGGAGAAGGAAGCGCGCGAGCGGCGUGAAGAAAUCCGCAGGAUAAAGGAAGCAGAAGAGGAUGCCAUCAACCGCGCAUUGGGCCUGCCCAUCACACCACGAAAUACCAGCGGCGCCAAUGCUGUUGAAGUCCAAGGAUCCAAAAUCCCAGAGCGAACAGAAAAAAGUUCCGCGGAGCAAUCGACAGCACUGGCACCUAAAGAAGCGCAAGCAGGGGAGUCGAGAAGAGACAGGCACCGCGACCCAGAGCGACAUCAUAAGCGGGGGCACAGGAGCAGGAGUCGUGAGCGUGAGCGUGGUCAUGGCCGCGACAGGGAACGUGAUCAGGAACGUCAUCGCGAUCGGGAUAGACAUCGCAGCCGCAGCCGUGACCGGAGACGUGACGGGCCGGCGGACCGAGAAGGGAGAGAGCACCGUUCUAGUCGCAGAAGCCGGAGUCCUGAGCGUCGUUCACACCGCGGUGAUAGGACGAGGGAUCAGGAUCGGAGUCGGAGCGGAGACCGUGGAAGACACCACCACCACCACAGAAGGCGCAGUCAUAGUCCUGGUCGGAGCAGGAGCAGGGAUAGAAGAGCGAGGCAUGAUCGACGAUGAGAUUGUCAGAAUUGUAUUUGGUAGGUAUGUACUUAUGAAUGCAAGCAUGGUGUCUGGGGUCAACAGAAUAGAUUAAUCUCUGGUACAGUAUAUUCAUCAGUCUUGGUAGCGGCGCACUACUAUGAUACACCUACUAGUGUGAUGGAUUAUUAAGCUUAGCCCUUUGGUGAUUUGAAACGGUUCGUGAGCAACUGAAUGUCGCCACACCGGGUGUCAUGCUUUUACCGUCUUUUACUUUCGCUGCUCGAAGCUCCCGUCUUUUGGCUCAUGUGAUGUGGACCGUGCCUGGAAGGUAGGCCCGGGCAUGGCGGGGAUCUGUUUUAGUGGAGUUUCAGGGAUACACUGCGCUGAAUGAGGACCCUGCUAGCGUGCCGUGCCUAGGUACCUACUACCCCUGGGGCUGGAAGGCCGCUCGGUCUGGACAUAGUGUAUAUGUGCUACCUCUGUGUACACUAGUGAAUGAUGAUGAGAUGAGGCGUUCA